Messenger RNA from Aspergillus ibericus CBS 121593, 802 nucleotides. Its product is annotated as acyl-CoA desaturase. The record is from RefSeq and is a predicted model, not a curated record. Gene Ontology annotation, molecular function: stearoyl-CoA 9-desaturase activity; iron ion binding. The annotation marks the transcript as partial. The transcript has 2 exons. Gene Ontology annotation, biological process: unsaturated fatty acid biosynthetic process. NCBI's taxonomy places the organism in Eukaryota, Fungi, Ascomycota, Eurotiomycetes, Eurotiales, Aspergillaceae. Gene Ontology annotation, cellular component: endoplasmic reticulum membrane.
AUGGCUCUGCUGCGCCGCAUCAAAUGGUUCAACUUUACCAUGCUCAUCACGAUUCCGUUCAUUGCAUUCCUCUGUACCCCCCGCGUGCCACUUCUCCGUCCCACCCUGAUCUGGUCCCUGAUCUACUACAUGAUGACCAUGCUCUCCAUCACCGCCGGCUACCACCGUCUCUGGUCCCACCGGACCUACACCGCACCAUAUCCCCUCCGACUCCUCCUCGCCCUCUUCGGCGCCGGGGCCAUCCAAGGAAGCAUCAAAUUCUGGGCGCGCAACCACCGCGCCCACCACCGCUACACGGACACCCCGUUAGACCCCUACAACAUCAACCAGGGGUUCUUCCACGCGCACAUCCUCUGGACCAUCCUCCACCAACCCUCCCCCUCUACCUCUCCAUCCACCACCCCAACCUCUAAACCCAAACCCAAACUCAACCUCACCGACCUAACCACCGACCCCAUCAUCACCCUCCAACACAAAUACUACCUUCCCCUCUGCCUAACCAUGGGCUGGCUCUUCCCCACCCUCCUCGCCGGACUCACCUGGGGCGACUACCUCGGCGGGUUCCUCUACGCAGGCAUCCUCCGCGCAUUCUUCGUCAACCAGGCUACCUUCUGCGUGAAUUCCCUGGCCCAUUGGAUCGGCGAGCAGCCAUUUGAUGAUCGGCGGUCGGCGCGGGAGUCCAUCCUCACGGCGAUACUGACCCUCGGGGAAGGGUAUCAUAAUUUCCAUCAUGCGUUUCCGGGGGAUUAUCGGUGCGGGAGGGAGUGGUGGGAUGUGGAUGUGACGAAGUGGGUGAUUGCGG